GAUAUAAUUUGUGCAAAACUAAAGUGCAGCGACACGCAUAAAGUGAGUGAGCGCUGCUGGAGCUAGAAGUUUUCUCAUCGACGUACAUGUCAUCGUGUAACUCUGCAGUUGUCGUCUCAACCAUGAGCCGAUGCAGCGCCGUUCUGCUGUCUACCAUCCUCUGCCUUCUCUGCGCGGGAGCCACCAACACCAAUACUGCCAUCACGAUAAUCCAACGGAACCUAACUGUCAGAGAUGGUCAAGAGGCAGUAUUCAUGUGCGAAGUUCCAUGCACCCAUGAAGCAUUCUGGUACGUCGCAGAUCUCCACAAUUCCUUUGCCCUCCCGUACACCGACACCCUAUCUGAGCUGACCUACUCGAGGUCGUACAGUGACUGUACCUCUGCUGGGAGAUACAACGACACUCUCACACUGACAGCCACUCCCGAGUUGAACAAUGUCCCCAUCCAAUGCUCAGCGUCAAUGAUUGACUGUAAUUCAGGGGACGACUCGUGCGGUUUCAUCGUCUACAGCAGAUUCAGAAUCCUCAGAGUUGAGAGUGACGUUCCUACCCCAUCUCCAUCUCCUCCUUCCUCUCCCUCUCCACCACCAUCGGAAAAAGAGGUGUCAACAGCUUGCCCCUCACCUAGUCCUGUAGUUGGUGAGUCUCCACACAUGCAGUAGUUUCUGAAUCUACACUUAUAUACCACAUUGGUUCUACUCUAUCUCUGCACUUCUGGCAAAAAUAUAUUUUAGGCCACUUGAUGCAGAAUUUUUGGUAUCUAGGAUAAGGGUAGAAACCACAUUCACCAACAGUAGCCCCACUGU
This is a messenger RNA of Geodia barretti, 806 nucleotides long. Lineage: Eukaryota; Metazoa; Porifera; Demospongiae; Tetractinellida; Geodiidae. The record is from the annotation of a GenBank genome assembly.